UUCAGGUAGUUCACUACAGCCAGUCCUCUGAGCGUUAAACAAUUGGGGAUUCACUGAUGUUACUGAAACAGCGCCCACCCUGCCCCGUGCCUUCUGUUGCUGCGCGAGUCACUGUCAUACGUUUUCACUCUCACUCGCUGCCGCGUAGUUCCCACCGAGAGCAGACUCUCUCCGCACCUCUUGACUGAGGUCAGUAUUGGCGAGAGGAAACAACACGCGGCUGACGUACGCGGCAGACUGACACGGGCACCAGCAGCAGCAGCCUCGGCGCUGCAGAGGUGGGCGUAUUGGUGUCGCGCGGUGACUCAGCCGUGUCCUUGGGCGCCGGGCGGAUACUUAAGGCGCGGUUCGCUGCCAGCCGCCGCUGCCUGCACCAUGCCGUCCGCGCUGUCGCUCUCGCUGCUGCUUCUGCCCCUGGCUGCUGCCGCCGCCGCCACCGCCGCCGCCGCUGCGCCGGAGCUCGACUUCCACGACGCUGUUGUUGUGGAGGCGGAGGCGCGCGCGGAGCCCCGGCCACAGCCGGCCGGCCGGCCUGACUGCAGCCUGGACGCGGCACCCGGCCGCUGCCGCGGGGUCUUCCACAGCUUCUUCUGGAACGCCACCGCCCGCCGCUGCCAGCCCUUCAUCUGGGGCGGCUGCGAAGGCAACUCCAACAGGUUCGACAGUGAAGAAGACUGCCACCACGCCUGCGCAUGAAUGCAACGACGUCCCUUCCCAAGAUGGCGUCAACAGUUGCACAACUGCACAUUAGAUAAGAUGUCACAUUGAAGUAUAACGCACCUACAUUGGAUGAAAACGCCAUUAUUCUGGGAGCCUUUGGACUCUUCUUUCACAUCUGUGGAUCAUUCUUAAUCAAGACAUAUCAUAUGGAUAUUUCAAUUUACAUUUUCAGUAUUUAUGUGUUCAGUUUAACUAAUUACAUCUGUUAAAUACA
This is a messenger RNA of Schistocerca nitens (vagrant locust), 934 nucleotides long. RefSeq names its product kunitz-type serine protease inhibitor dendrotoxin E-like. Lineage: Eukaryota; Metazoa; Arthropoda; Insecta; Orthoptera; Acrididae. The transcript has 4 exons. Gene Ontology annotation, molecular function: serine-type endopeptidase inhibitor activity. The coding region runs from base 376 to 696 and encodes 106 amino acids. The record is from RefSeq and is a predicted model, not a curated record.